Molecule: messenger RNA, 8421 nt
Organism: Puntigrus tetrazona (Sumatra barb)
Lineage: Eukaryota; Metazoa; Chordata; Actinopteri; Cypriniformes; Cyprinidae
Gene: dock4b
Product: dedicator of cytokinesis 4b
Exons: 53
Coding region: 190-6072 (1960 amino acids)
Biological process (GO): cell chemotaxis; small GTPase-mediated signal transduction
Cellular component (GO): cytoplasm; plasma membrane
Molecular function (GO): guanyl-nucleotide exchange factor activity; GTPase activator activity; small GTPase binding
Source: RefSeq, a predicted model, not a curated record
CACCGUGGCCGCGCGCCGGCUUACCGAACGCGCGCCGCCGCGUCUCGUCUCGUGCAGCGCAGUUCGCUCGAGCGCUCUGAACAAUGACUGCGCGAGAGGAUGAUGUGAAUCUGGACAAAUGAGUGGUUUAACAUCAGUCCUGCACGCCGCGCUGUUUUGUACGCUUUUCUCACAACAAACGCUCUGAAUAUGUGGAUUCCCACGGAACACGAGAAAUACGGAGUCGUGCUGGCCAGUUUUCGAGGAACGGUGCAGCAUGGCUUGCCUCUGGAGAUCGGUGACACGGUGCAGAUUUUGGAGAAAUGUGAAGGUUGGUACAGAGGAUUCGUCCUCAAGAACCCCAAUGCCAAGGGCAUUUUCCCAUGCAGCUACAUCCAUCUGAAGAAUGCUAAUAUCAAGAAUAAAGGGCAGUUCGAGACGGUGGUGCCGACCGAAGACUCUGUCAUUACGGAGAUGACGUCCACCCUGAGGGACUGGGGCGCCAUGUGGAAGCAGCUCUUUGUGAAAAAUGAAGGUGAUCUGUUUCACAGACUGUGGCACGUGAUGAACGAGAUCUUGGACCUGAGGAGGCAGGUUUUGGUGGGUCACCUGACCCACGACCGCAUGAGGGACGUCAAACAGCACAUCACGGCUCGUCUGGACUGGGGCAACGAGCAGCUGUGUUUGGACCUGGUACCCAGGAGGGAGUUCAGCAUGGUGGACCCGGACGAAAUCAGCGUCACCGAGCUCUACCGCCUGAUGGAGAAUCGGCACAGAAAGAAGGAAACUCCGACGCCUGUCAGCACACAUCACCUGUUUGUCCACCUGAAGAGUCUGAUGAGCUCAAACCUGGGUGAAGAGCUGGAGGUCUUCUUCUUCAUCUACGACAGUCGAGAGAGCAGACCGCUCAGUGAAAGGUUCUUUGUUAAACUCAAUAAAAACGGUCUGCCAAAGUUUCCAGAGAAGAGCGAAAGACAAUGCACACUUUUUGUGGAUCUGGGCAGCGGUGACCUGAGGAAAGACGUGUAUAUUGUGGUACACAUCAUUAGGAUUGGGAGGAUGGGUGCAGGAGAGAAGAAGAACACGUGUAAUGUACAGUACAGACGUCCGUUCGGCUGCGCUGUGGUCAGCAUCGCUGAUCUUCUCACUGCUGACUCCAAAGAUGACCACCUGCUGAAGGUCUACGCCUGCAACACAGAGAGCGACUGGAGUCAGAUUCACGACAACAUCAUUAAGAAAGUCAACUCCAGAUAUAACCUCUCAGGAUCCAACACAGGUCUGGCGGUGGCUCUUCAGUUGCUGCACGGCGACAUCGAGCAGCUCCGGAGAGAAUACAUGGUGCUCUUCACCAGAGGAGUGUCCAUUACCAAAAAACUGGGCUUCUCUGACGUCAUCAUGCCAGGUGAGAUGAGAAACGAUCUCUACAUAACGCUGGAGAAGGGCGAGUUCGAGAAGGGAGGGAAGAGCGUGGCGAGGAACGUAGAGGUCACCGUCUACGCGCUGGACGCCGAUGGACAGAUCCUCAAGGGGUUUGUGGCCGUGGGCUCGGGCGAGCCAGGCGGAGACGAGUAUCACACCUUCGUGCUUUACCACAACAACAGCCCGCGCUGGGCGGAGUUAAUCAAGCUGCCCAUCCCUGUCGACAUGUUCCGGGGCUCUCACGUCCGUUUCGAGUUCCGCCACUGUUCCACAAAAGACAAGGGGGAAAAGAAGCUGUUCGGCUUCUCAUUCGUUCCUCUAAUGCAGGAAGACGGGCGGACUCUUCCCGACGGCACCCACGAGCUCAUCGUUCAUAAGUGUGAGGAGAACGCUAACCUGCAAGAAUGCGCUCGCUACCUCAAGCUGCCCUUCUCAAAAUCAAAUCUGCCCGGCAACAACCAAACUAUGAAAGGCACUAAGGAAUCCCUAUGGAUCACAUCAUUCCUCUGCUCUACCAAACUCACUCAGAACGGUGACAUGCUGGACUUACUGAAGUGGAGAGCCCACCCGGAGAGAAUCAGUGACAGCCUGUCUAAACUCAAAGAGAUCGAUGGCUCAGAAAUAGUUAAGUUUCUGCAAGAUACACUGGACACACUUUUCGGCAUUUUGGAUGAGAGUUCACAAAGAUAUGCACUCAAGGUGUUUGAUUGUCUGGUGCACAUUAUAAACUUGCUCCAGGACAGCAAGUUCCAGCAUUUUAAACCAGUCAUGGACACCUACAUCGAAAGCCACUUUGCAGGAGCCCUGUCAUACAGGGAUCUGAUCAAGGUGCUAAAGUGGUACGUCGAUCGUAUUAUUGAAGCAGAUCGUCAGGAACACAUCCAACAGGUGCUGAAGGCGACGGAGUAUAUUUUUAAGUAUAUUAUCCAGUCGCGACGGUUGUUUGCUCUGGCCACGGGCGGACAGAACGAGGAGGAGUUCCGCUGCUGCAUGCACGAGCUUUUCAUGUCCCUCCGAUUCUUCCUCUCACAGGAGAACAAGGGCUCUCGGCCCAUCACACAGUCACAGGCGGUGUUCCUGCAGUCGUUCCCGGCUGUGUACGGGGAGCUGCUGAAGCUCUUCACGGUCAGGGAAGUGGCCACGUUCGUCCGAGAGACGUUGGGCAGCAUCCCCACCGUGUCCCAGGCUGACUGCCCCCUGGAGGCCGUCAAACUGAACUGCAUCGCCAAAACCGUCGAGAGCCAGCUCUACACAAACCCCGAGUCUCGAUGUGUCCUGCUCCCGGUGGUGCUGCGUUUGCUUCAGGCUCACAUGCAGGAGCAGCGAGAUCUCGUCAUGUGCGCUCACAUACUCACCUGCAUGCUGUCUCUCCUCAAGAAAGACGACACGGAGCCGGCCGUAUCUGAAGAGGUGGAUCUGAUUGUGGAGAGCGUUUUGGGGGUGUUACUGCGAACCAUAUUAGAAAUCGCUAACCGGCCACAACCGGCAGGACCUGCCCUACGGCCCCAAGUUCAAGACGUCACGGGCGAUUUUGUGUCGUGUCUUCUGGCUCUGUUGAGGCAUAUGAAGGACAGACACUACCAGCAGCUCCUGCAGAGCUUCACCAGCAAAGAGGACCUGCGGGACUUUCUCCUGCAUGUCUUCACCGUGUUUCGCAUCCUGAUAAGACCAGAGAUGUUCCCUAAAGACUGGACGGUCAUGCGGCUCGUCACUAAUAACAUCAUCAUCACCACGGUGCUCUACCUGUCAGACGCUUUAAGAAAAAACUUCCUCAAUGACAAGUUUGACUUUAAGGUGUGGGAUUCCUACUUCUGCCUGUCUGUUAUAUUCAUCAACCAGCCCUGCCUUCAGCUGGAGACCUUCUCUGCCUCAAAGAGGAAGAAGAUACUGGAAAAGUACGGAGACAUGCGUGUCAUGAUGGGAUGCGAGAUCUUCAGCAUGUGGCAGAAUUUAGGAGAGCACAAGCUGAACUUCAUCCCAGCGAUGAUCGGGCCGUUCCUGGAGGUGACGCUGGUGCCUCAGCCGGACCUGAGGAACGUCAUGAUCCCUAUCUUUCACGACAUGAUGGACUGGGAGCAGCGCCGGAGCGGCAACUUCAAACAGGUGGAGGCGAAACUCAUCGACAAGCUGGACAGCCUCAUGUCAGAGGGGAAAGGAGACGAAACGUACAGAGAGCUCUUCAACAGCAUAAUUCCUCUGUUCGGUCCGUAUCCUAGUCUGUUGAAGAAGAUCGAGAGAGAGACGUGGAGAGAGAGCGGGAUAUCCCUCAUAGCCACGGUCACACGGCUCAUGGAGCGACUGCUGGAUUACAGAGACUGUAUGAAGCUAGGGGAAGUGGAUGGAAAAAAGAUUGGCUGUACAGUCAGUCUGCUGAACUUCUACAAAACGGAGCUGAAUAAAGAGGAGAUGUACAUCCGCUACAUUCACAAGCUGUAUGACCUGCACCUGAAAGCACAGAAUUACACAGAGGCCUCAUACACGCUUCUGCUGUACGACGAGCUGCUGGAGUGGUCCGAGAGGCCCUUGCGGGAGUUUCUGAGUUACCCGAUGCAGAGCGAGUGGCAGAGGAAGGAGUAUCUGCACCUCACCAUCAUCCAGAACUUUGACCGGGGAAAGUGUUGGGAGAACGGCAUUAUCCUGUGCAGAGAGUUAGCAGACCAGUACGAAUCCUACUACGACUACAGAAACCUCAGCAAAAUGAGGAUGAUGGAAGCUUCGUUUUAUGAUAAAAUAAUGGACCAACAGCGUCUGGAGCCAGAGUUCUUCCGAGUGGGCUUCUACGGCAAGAAGUUCCCUUUCUUUCUACGGAAUAAGGAGUUUGUGUGCCGUGGUCAUGACUACGAGCGUCUGGAGGCGUUCCAGCAGCGCAUGCUCAAUGAGUUUCCUCACGCUAUCGCAAUGCAACACGCCAACCAGCCUGACCAGACCAUCUACCAGGCUGAAGCCCAGUAUCUUCAGAUCUACGCUGUCACGCCGAUCCCAGACAGCCAGGACGUCCUGCAGCGGGACGGUGUCCCUGACAACAUCAAGAGCUUCUAUAAGGUUAACCACAUCUGGAGGUUUCGCUACGACCGCCCGUUUCACAAGGGCACCAAAGACAAAGAAAACGAGUUUAAGAGCCUGUGGGUAGAACGAACAACGUUAACGCUUGUUCAGAGUCUCCCGGGCAUCUCACGCUGGUUUGAAGUGGAGAGGAGAGAGCUGGUGGAGGUGAGUCCUCUGGAGAAUGCUAUCGAGGUCAUCGAGAACAAAAACCUUCAACUGCGGACGCUGAUCACGCAGUGUCAAACCCGGCAGAUGCAGAACAUCAACCCCCUGACCAUGUGUCUCAACGGCGUCAUCGACGCGGCUGUCAACGGAGGUCUCGCUCGCUAUCAGGAGGCGUUCUUCGUGAAGGACUACAUCAUGAAUCACCCCGAAGACGGAGACAAAAUCGGCCGUCUGCGAGAGCUCAUGUUUGAGCAGGCUCACAUACUGGAGUUCGGCUUGACGGUGCAUGAGAAGUUCGUUCCUCAGGACAUGCGACCUCUGCACAAGAAACUGGUGGAUCAGUUUCAUCUGAUGAAGUCCAGCCUCGGCAUACAGGAGUUUCCAGCGUACGUGCGAGCCAGUCCGAUCCACUUCACCAACGGAAGCCCUCGAGCCGGAAGAAACUCAGCACCCAACAUAAUGAGUCCAGAGGGAGGAGCACGUGUGGUGUCACGCCGCAGUCCCCUCAGCUACCCAGCGGUCAACCGCUACUCUUCAUCCUCGCUGUCGUCGCAGGCCUCCAAUGAAGUGAGCAACAUCACGGGCCAAUCAGAGAGCUCAGAUGAAGUCUUCAACAUGCAGCCGAGUCCGUCUACCUCAAGUCUCAGUUCCAAUCACUCGGCCUCUCCCAACGUGACCAGCUCAGCUCCGUCUAGUGCCAGAGGUUCUCCGCAGUUGUCAGAUAAACACAAGCAUUCCCGAGAGAACUGCCUCUCGCCGCGAGAUAGACCCUGCAGCGCCAUAUAUCCCAACCCCCUGGAUCCCGCACAGAGGCCGGUUCCACACCCAGCGGGCGACGCCUCCUUGCCUCGCAGUGACCCCAGCAUCUCCACCCCUGACAAAGUGGUGAAGCCCGCACCGAGUAGCUGGAGUCUAGACACGCCGCUCUCUGAUUUUAAUGGAAAGUGUCCCCCUGUCCCUCCUAGACCAGCGUAUUCAGGAUCUCCUGCCAAGACUACACGAUCACAGUCCCCCGUGAUGACAUCACGCUCGCCGCAGAAGACCUCUGCGCCUCCGUUCACCCCCUCGCCCACCGAGUGCCAGUCGACAGGGUUGGUGUCGAAUUCUCCGGUGCUUUCUGGAAGCUACAGCAGUGGUAUCUCGUCUCUCAGUCGCUGCAGCGUCUCCGAGGCCUCGGGAACUGAGAACACACCCACUGACAAUGCACUCCCAAACUCCGCCUCCAGCGGAUCAGACGAGCUCAUUCGGCGAGAGAACAAGACCCCGCCUCCUUACAGCAUACACGAGCGGAACAACCCCCGCAGACAGGUCCCGCUUCCGCCGAGCCUGUCGAUUCCUCCGAGCAUCGACGCACCACCCAUUCCUCCCAAACCGCACCAGAUUAGAAGGCAAGACACUGAGCCGCGCCGGACCGACCAGUUUCCCAGACCCCGACCCAUUCCCAGGAAAGUCUCCCAGCUCUAACGCUGCUUCCUUCCCUCCAUCCCCACCGACUGCACUUUUUCACUUAACCUCUCUGGGUUUACCAUUACAAAUUCCCCAUUUAGAUUUCAUGUAUGAAACAGACUGUGUAAUAUUUUUUUUUUAUUUAUAUAUAUAUAUAUAUAUAUAUAUAUAUAUAUAUAUAUAUAUAUAUAUAUAUAUAUAUAUAUAUAUAUAUAGAGAGUGAGAGAGGGGGGAAACAAGGGUAUGACUGCGUUUAAUGCACUUUUUAGGUCCAAAAUUAUAACUUUGCUUGUCAAGUAACCCGAGCCCCUUAAUUAACUCUAAACAGAACUUAGUACCGUGGUAUUUUCACAGAUUUUUUUCAUAGAUGCUAAUGUGUAUUUAUAGAAGUUGAUACAAGACAUGUUUGCCUUAAGAGUCUUUUUAUCAAUGAGAAAUGCACGAUUAAAAGUACUUUGUACUUUGAGACAAAAGGUGCUAAAAGUCCUCUUUAAUGUUAGCACAAUAUGUUCAGGAUUGCAUUUAACUUGGGGUCGAAAGGCCUAUUCACACCGAAUGCGAAAACUAGCACAUUAGUCCAUAAAAUAAUGUUAUUCAUUGCAGAUUUGCAUUAAAUUCACUUUCCUGCAUUGGCAUUAUAUGUAAUUGUUUAGUGCACCUUUGCUCAAAUUCCCAUGUGCCCUGUGGGUUUAUAUUUAUGCACAUUUAUUUUAUAUGCACAUAUUUUAUUAGUGGACCUUUAAAGGACACUGGGUUUAUGUCUGCAUUACAAAGAGUUCACAAACUAGAAUUACUUAUGCCAUUGUCGUGUUCAAAAAGAGGUGUGCAUAGACUUCAAUAGUCACAUGUUUAAUUCUGGUUGCAGUAGGUGCAUCAGCAGCGAUAAAUAAAAAAAAAUUCAGUAAGUUUUAUUUGCAGUUCGACAGGUCACUUAAAAAAAAAAAGAGGAAGCUCGCAUUCCGUGUGAAUAGGCCUUUAGAUAGGUUGCUGCUUUUGUAAGACCAAGCUACCAUAGUCUCUAUUCUCAUUACUAAAAAUCCACAAGCAAAGAGCUUUCAUCGAUUCGUCAAAAAAAAAACAUUUCACUGUAUGAACUGCCACCUUUGCAUUGACUAAUGUGAAGUUGUACCUUGAGCCCAUUUAUGUAAUUGGAACGCAAUUGUGGGAGAGUCGAUAUGGGCUUUCAAAGCCAUACAGCAUUGAUAGAUUCUUUGGAGUUUGGGGUCUGACUGAUUAGAGACCGCUUGUGGGCGAGUCUAUAGGGGCUUUCAGAGCCCAGCAGCAUGGAUGGAUUUCUGAGGGGUUUGGGGUCUGAAUGAUCGGAACUCGUGUAGGUGGUGCGAAAAAUUCCCAACAAGGGUUUCCGUACCAAGCGCACAUGCCCACGCGUUAUAAACGGAGAUGGACUUUAGUGGAGUUUUGCCAAGUGUUGUGCCAAAGGAACAGGUGGGCUGUAAGGAAAAUGGAUGUCUUGAACCCGAAGAUGCUUUAUUAGGAUGCAAAUGGAGCGUUAGACAUCCACUGUAAUAGACUUCACCGUACAACUCACGGUGCACCGGACCACUUUACAGCAUACUGUCUAAAAGACAGUGAGACGAAGUGAUAUAGCCUGGUAAAAGAGCUUCAUAUGAAAGGUACUUGAUCAACCUAGGGCAUUACAGAGACUCGAGCUGCCAUUGGGCAAUAAAGGGCUGCCAUUCCUGUUCACACUUCUAAUCUAAACUCAUGCGUUCCAGUCAAAUUUGGAUUGGCACCUCUGGACUGCACCUCAUCUUUCAUUUACCUGUAUGAAAUGCAGGUGAAGCGACCGUCUAUAACGAUUAUUUAACAUGCACAGACGCCAACACAUGGUUGCGAAAUGUCCAGGAAUGUUUCUGCAUGCACAGUUUCAUCAGUCGUCCGAAUAUUUCCACGUUUACAAUUCUGCAAAUGCAACCCGGGCAAAUAUACUAUUGUUUCGUUUUAGUGGAAAAUGUGAUCGCAGUACAGCGUCCUCAUUCGUUUGCUGUUAUUAAUUCUCAAAUUAACUCGACUAUGAUUGCUUUGUCCUUUUUACGGUCGCAUUUUACGAGACUGGGAUUUGUUGCGAAUGCCAAAUGACGGCGCUCGCAAAAAUCAGUACUGUACAUGAAAUAACAAGAUUGUUGUAAUUAUGCCAAAUGCAAUAUCUCGUCUAUUGUACAUAACGUGUUUUUAACAGAAGUGUAGCUAUAACAAAUUUACAGCUUUGAAUGUUUGAACAGCAAAUUAAGAUGAUAAAUGUCAAAUAUUUAUGUAUGUUGUGAGCGUAGGGAAAUGAGGUCGAGAAAGCGCCUAACACAUUUACAUUCUAAUGACUUCCUGUCUAAUAAACAUUUCCAACCAGAA